UGUAUACAGCCCUUUUGCCACUCAACGUCUUGAGCCAUCGAUCGGCUCAAAUAGUAGUGAUGAUUCCCUAAUAUCAGCAGGAGACAUCACGACUUAAGGGGACGAAGGCGCCGAGACCUCAGCCGAGACCCUCGGACCCUCGGGAGGAUCGCCUGUCUCGGAUGAUAAGAGGGCUGCAAGCGGCAAAUGAGCCGUGCCGACGAGUGGCGCCACGAAGAAAAGUGGCGCUUGCUUCGAUAUCUGCAUUCGCUCCGACAGCAUGCAGCGCACCGAUGUGUAUGCGUCGAAAACAUACUCUGGAAGAUCAGCCCAGGUCAUUUUAAAGAGCAUCAUGAAACCAUUGGAGCUGAUUUGUUCGUAAGUGCGCUUGCGAAUGGGUUUGGGUUUGAACGACGUGUACCAGUUCAUCAUCAGUUGAUGCAACUUUACCACUGCUUUGAUGGCGCUGAGGAGAACCGCGUUGAUUGGAGAGAAGUCGUGUGCUCUCUCUAUGCAUUUGAUAGCACCGGACACGUGCAUAGCCACCCGAUCAAGCUACUGACCUCAUUUUUUCGGCUUUAUUCAUUGCCGACAACAAAUGCCAAUAUUGUUCCCCGUGUCGAUGUGAUACGUAUGAUCUCGCUCGCAGCCACAACUCAUGCAGAGUUUACUGCCGUGAGCCAAAUUGGACACCAUCUUCCAGAUAUGGUCAAACUCACGGCUUUUCGCGAGGCGCUAAUCGGCACGCCUCAAGUUACGGAAGCCUUUCGAUCACAAUUAUGGAAGCGACUUCCAGAUUUGUCAAAGCUAACUUACUUGCAACUGCAGGAAGAUGCAACUGCCCGUUGGUUUGAAGGCUACAUUCAUCAACAAAAUAUGAAAAAAGCAGUAAAACUUCGAAAACAGAGUCUGCUAUGUCGCAGCUUUCGUGGUUGGUGCCAGUUAAGCAAAAAAAUGCGCAUCGUUAAGAUCCAACGCAGAAUAGUGCUCCUUCGCAAGUGUCGAGCCUUAAUUUCGUGGUGGAACUUGUACGCCGUUGAACGACGUGCUUCGUUUGAGCGAAGACAAGUUGCUGCUGUUCUCGGCCACCGAGCAUUGGUGCGCCGUGUAGUCAUCUUACGUUGGCACCGAUGGAGUUGUAACGAGCGUCGUGUUCGUCACAUAUCCGGGGCGUUUCGUCGACGUGCAGUCGACGUCUCCCAUGGGAGCUUCCUUGUUCGGCGUGCCAUGGCGUGUGUAUACAGGCGAGACGCAAUACAACGGUGGAGCGAUUGGAUCAAAGCCGCUUCUCAAGCAGAUGGGGCAACGAAGUUAAUGCGCAAGUUGCUAGCUAAGCGCUUCUUUGCGGGAUGGCACUCUCAUGUUCACUUUGUCAAAUUGGCGCGAACCGCAGAAGAAGAUUCGAUCCGCAAUCAAAUCUACUUAACAGCAAUGAUCCAGGGGGCGGGCCAGGAGCUGGCGGCAACAAUCAUGGCCGACGAGCAAAACCAGCGAAGUAAGCGAGAAGAUGGCAAACAGCGAGCACUCUCAGACAAGUUGCACACUCUGGCAUGGAAGACUCGUAGGCGCCAGGCAGAACACGCCGCUGAUGACCGUGUCAAACUAGCUGUGCAGCAAGACGCACGGGCAAAACGCAUCGCCGAGAAUAAAGAAGACCGCGCGGCAAGCUUUCAUGCCGCUUGGGCGGCAAUAGAGAGGCAGUACAUUGAGGAGCAGCGUCUUGCCACUCGACGAUGGCUAGAUUCUGGUGCAUCUAAGAACCAUGUUUCCAAGGAGUUCAAACGAAUCAAACGAGAGUUUUAUCGCCCUCCAACGCCCAGGAGCAUGGAGCGUGAGAGAAAUCUCAAGGCACUUUCUUCCAUUGUGCUUAUAAAGAUGGAGGCAAUUUUAUUCCAAAAGGGGAUAGUCAUGGAGCAUUUCAUUCGGCAAUAUGACGAAGAUUCCAGCGGGUUUCUAUCGCACAAUGAAUUUAGGUCACUUGUCAAAGAUUUGCCUAUCGACCUGUCUGCAGAGCAAAUUCGCCUAGUGAUACAUACUCUAGACAGUGACCAUGAUGGGUAUGUCGGUCUAAAGGAGCUAGAAAAGGCGCUUGAUAUAGUUCAUGCACAUAAUGGUGUAUCGGCAUCACCCUGGAGAAUGUACGUCGAUCCUGCGCAAGAUGUGAUUUGCUAUCAUAAUCUUGCCACGGACGAAUUGAUUUUCGAGCAUCGCAUGAGUGAUCGCAAGUUGAUGGAAGUCACCAAGUCGAACUUCCUCGCUGAAACAGAGUUAGAAGCCAUCAACCAUGCAUGGACUCGUGUCAGGGAGAAUUACGCAAGUGUGGUCUUGGCUAGGAUGUAUAGAGGGUUUAAAUCUAGGAGAGAAUUGGGCCGACUAAUGUGGAAAAUUCAAGCUCGUAGACAAAAGAAAGACACCGAUCGAUGUGAAAAACAAGCAACACGCUUACAGUGCUGGUGGCGAAGCAUCCUCGCUUGUCAGCUUUAUGACAUUAAGCUACGGCAUGAUGUCGAGAUCGUCCCCGACCUAUUUGAGCGUCGACUGUGUCUACAGCGCCACCGGGGAUCGAUAGAUUAUGUCCUUGCUGUUGAACAGAAUCAAAUGUAUUUUGUAAAAUGGAGUACAUCGCAGGAAAGAGCACAUCUUCGUACCUGGGCAAAACCACCUGGUUACCAGCGGUGUACUUCCUGCUUACGAAACCUUGCUUUACUAGAAUGCACAACAACUCCCGGCGUAUUCUGCUUUCGAUGCUUCCGCGAUAUCUUUGAUGCGCGAGAAUUUAUGCACGGCGCCAAAAGGCAAAGGCGCGUUGCGCCAGUAAUGCUGCUUCAAAAGAGUGGGGCCACAUUGUUCAUGGGCUAG
Molecule: messenger RNA, 2838 nt
Organism: Aureococcus anophagefferens
Lineage: Eukaryota; Pelagophyceae; Pelagomonadales; Pelagomonadaceae
Exons: 5
Coding region: 187-2838 (883 amino acids)
Molecular function (GO): calcium ion binding
Source: RefSeq, a predicted model, not a curated record